This is a messenger RNA of Plasmodium inui San Antonio 1, 1776 nucleotides long. RefSeq lists its product as hypothetical. The coding region runs from base 1 to 1776 and encodes 591 amino acids. The transcript has a single exon. Lineage: Eukaryota; Apicomplexa; Aconoidasida; Haemosporida; Plasmodiidae. Gene Ontology annotation, cellular component: preribosome, large subunit precursor. Gene Ontology annotation, molecular function: protein binding. The record is from RefSeq and is a predicted model, not a curated record.
AUGGAUUUCCGAAACUGCGUGUCGAGCGACGACUAUAUGUUCGAAAUAAAAAACAAUGAGCAGCUCUUCGAUGGGAGCAGAAUGGUGAGCAAUAUCAAACCGCUAUGGAGCUUCAAAGGACACGAUAACUCCAUUGAGGGGAUCCAUCUCGUGGGGGAAAAGGAGUUUGCAACGAUUUCGCACGACUGUCUGGUCUCCGUGUGGUCAUGGGAGGGUGAAAAAAAAAGCGGAACGAACGUAGUUGACGUAAAAAGUGCGACGAACAUGAAGAACAUUAAGCUGGAUAACCCGAUCCUAUGUUCCAGCUAUCAUGAGAGGAAGGGGUACUUGUGUGCCGGAAUGACAAACAGAGAUGACAACAUAUCCAUAAUCGACAUGGGCGAAAAGAAGGUUAAAGAAAUAGUAGAUAGCCAGUGUAAUUCUAUUUUUUGCAUAAACUAUUUUGAUGAAAAUAAAAUGACAUAUGGAAGCAAGGAAGGAUCCAUUUGUUUAACAGAUUUGAAUAAAAAAAAAAAUGUAUACAGAUAUGAAGAGAUAGGAGAUUGCCUAAAUUACUGCACUUGUAAUGAGGAAUAUAAGGUACACAUUUUUAGUUCCUACAAGGGGAACAUGCUAUUUUUUGAUUUCAGACAAGCAUUGCCUAUUCAUAAAAAUAGCGAUUUACACUCCAAAUAUUCGAUCAAUACGGUUUUCUCAGAUGGGAGUUGCUUAUACUCAGGAGCAUCAGAUUGUUUAAUAAAAAAAUUUGACUUACGUUUUCUUGAUGAGAAGAAGCCGCUGGAAAUAUACGUUGGGCAUACUUCACCUAUUCGUUUUUUAUCUUUCUCGAGAAAGUAUGAUAAUCUCUUCUGCUCUUCAUCAGAUAAUGGAAGUAUAAAACUCUGGCAGACUGAGAAGAAUGUGGAUGGAAUGAACAGAUCAGGUAUGUCUAUAGCUUGCCCAGUUUCUACUCCUGGGGAGGGUGCAAGUUGUUCCUUUCUCCCCCCGCUUCCUGGAGACUUAACCACCAAAACGGCUACAGAAAGGAACAAAAAUGGAGGAAAGAAUUUCCUACAGUUGAAUAAAAAAACGGUCAGAAGUAACCGAUCCAGUUCUAUCGUAUCUCAGUGCAACUAUAGAAAAUCACCUGACUUGUUUAGAAAAGAAAAUAGCAAUAAGAAUUAUGAAAAAUUGGGGAAGGUGGAACGGACUAGCAUGCUUGACACGUAUAGGAAAAGGACGUUGACUCCAAAUGUGCAGAGCAUCCAUGACAAGAGAGUCCAAGUCAUGUCCAGGAACGAGUUAUUUAACAUUAUAAAGAGGAAGAGUGUCAAUAGUAGGAAGGAGAUCGCGCCUAAUUUUGGGAGUAAAAUUUAUUUAGGGAACGCCAGGGAGGGAACUACUCAGGGAGAAGUCAAAGGCGCGAGGACCUCCACCAAGUUAAAACUAUCACUAACAUCCCAGCAUUGUGCAAACACCUCUAAGCAUAGUACCAGUUGUAAGAACUUCAAGGGGAAAAACAGAAUUAGCAUAAGCGUAUCCAAUGACUCCACCAAGGGAGGGGGCAACCAAGUGGGGUUGAAACCCAACCAGUUUGACAUACCCUUCCUACUUUUUAAUGAAAGCGAAUUAGCCAGCUCUCAGGCCAAGAAAAUUAAAAUAAGGCACUCCACUCUGUCGAUGUUGAACCAUAGGAGCCGCGUUUCCGCGAUGGUGUGGGUGGGUGACUUGGUUUUGUCUACUUCGUGGGACCAGACGGUGAAGUGUUGGGACGUUCGUGGGCACGCCCAGGAGUAG